Arachis ipaensis is the source of this 956-nucleotide messenger RNA. The record is from RefSeq and is a predicted model, not a curated record. NCBI's taxonomy places the organism in Eukaryota, Viridiplantae, Streptophyta, Magnoliopsida, Fabales, Fabaceae.
CCUGUUUUAGGGGGUAAGCUUUUGUUCGAGAUGAAUCGGAUUCUAAAACCCAGUGGAUACUUUAUUAUGUUGACUAAACAUGACAGUAUUGAAGAAGAAGAAGGUUGGUCAGUCUCACUUUAAAUCAAACUGUUUGUUUCAAUUCAUUAUUUUCUUCACACCCCAUCUUCUCUUUUUCUGUGGUACAUUCUUGCAUUGCUAUACAAGUAACAUUGAUGCAUCUUUUUCUUUUCCAGCCAUGACUUUAUUGACAGCAUCUAUUUGUUGGAAUGUUCUAGCACAUAAAAGUGAUGACAUUGGUGAAGUUGGAGUUAAAAUAUAUCAAAAGCCUGAAGGAAAUGAGAUAUAUGAAUUGAGGAGGAAGAAAAUUUCACCACUUUGCAAAGAGAGUGAAAAUCCUGAUGCAGCAUGGUACGUUCGAAUGAAGAGUUUUUUGCACAGCAUUCCAAUUGGAAUUGAACAACAUGGGGCAAAGCGGCCCGAGCAAUGGGCGAAGAGGCUUGAAUCAUAUCCUGACUGGAUAAGCAACAAAGAGAAAUUGGUUGUUGACAUGAACCACUGGAAUGCUGUUGUUAACAGGUCCUAUCUCAAUGGAUUGGGCAUUAACUGGCCGAGCAUCUGAAAUGUAAUGGACAUGAAAACCAUCUAUGGAGGGUACGCCUGCGAAACAACUCGAGUGCGUAGAUAAGCAACAGUAUUGGAGCAGUGUCUGGACUUGUUCAGCUGAUAUUAUAUGCUUGCUACUGCUCCUGCAAGGGAGACAAGAACAAUGAUGAGAGUGCCUUGGCACAAAACCAGAAGCUAUGGUUCAACUCUCUGCUACUUCAAAUGGAAGGGUUGCAGUUCAAGUUUGAUGAUGACAACUACUCCAAUAUCAAACCCUUUUGCUUUUUUAAUUUCUUUUCUGUUGUUUAAUAUUCGAUCAAGACAGUAGCAAUUUAUAUUUUAUUUAUUGG